Penicillium concentricum is the source of this 4458-nucleotide messenger RNA. Its product is annotated as extracellular serine-threonine rich protein. The record is from RefSeq and is a predicted model, not a curated record. The transcript has 3 exons. Bases 1 to 4458 code for a protein of 1485 amino acids. Lineage: Eukaryota; Fungi; Ascomycota; Eurotiomycetes; Eurotiales; Aspergillaceae.
AUGAAGGUCACUUUGAUUAUUGCGUUUUUCUCUCUUCUGGCCUCUGGCCAGGCCACCGGAGCGUCCUGGGGUUCCGAGAAAUUCUACUCCAGCCCGGGUAGAUCUCCUAACAAGUGUAAUGACUACCAGCACAAGGGUUUCAGCUGGACUGACCUUGCUCCUGGCUCAUUCUCCGACUAUGGCGGCUUCUCCUUCUCCGGUUUCACUUGCGGCAAUGGCUUUGGUUCCAGCCUUGGCAAGCGUGGCACCCAGAAAUGUAUCUCCGGUACCGUCUCCAAAGGUAGCUCCGACUCCCAGAGCUCCGGUUCCUCGCCUCCAUCGUUCGCAUGCGGCACGGAUGAGACCGGCUUCUCUGUGACCAACUUCCACGUUGCUACCGAGAAGGAUACCGAUUUGCACAUUAUCUACACCAUGCCCGAUGGAUCGACUUGCAAGAACACCGCUUCCUGCAACUCGGCUGGUACUGUGGUCAACAACGACCAGUGUGGUGGUGCUAAGUCUGUUCACUUCGAGCUUCCUGCCGAUAGUAAACAUGAGAGUUGCGGUUUCGGUAUCUACAGCGUUGGCUUUGACUGCACCCCUGGUUCCACAACCACUGCGCCUGUCCCUGGUAUCACUGCUACUAUUACUCCUGUUGCCAGAGUUCCAUUUGAGUCAGUGCCUGCUGGCUCCAGCUCUAUCGAUGUGCCUUCGCUCCCUAGCUCUAUCGAUGUGCCUUCGCUCUCCAGCUCUAUCGAUGUGCCUUCGCUCUCCAGCUCUAUCGAUGUGUCUUCGCUCUCUAGCUCUGCCGGCGUGCCUGCACUUUCUAGCUCUGCCGCUGGCCCUUCGGUCUCUACCUCGGGUUCAUCUCUGCCGGCUGAUUCCAGCUCCACCGCUGUGCCUUUGCUCUCUGUCACCAGCUCCUCUGUGACUGUCGGCUCCAGCUCUACCAUUGUGCCUACACUUUCAGUCCCAGGAUCUUCUGUCGCUCCAGUCACCACCCCGCCGGUCAGCACAUAUGCGUCUGCUGGCUCCAGCUCUAUCGGUGUGCCUACGCUUUCUGUGUCCGGCUCUUCUGUCGGUCCAGUCAUCAUCACACCUGUUCGGAUGACUACAUCGACUGUAUUCACAACCAGUCUGAUCACUGUCACUAGCUGUGCUCCGACUGUCACUGAUUGCCCUGCUGGAUCAGGUUCAACCACUGUGAUAACCUCCACCAUCGCUCUUUCCACCACGGUCUGCCCUGUCACUGAAACAACCCCUGCCGCCACAAACUCGCCAUCUGAGCCUGCCGUACCUAGCCCAAGCGGUGUCCUCCCUGGAAGCUCAUCAGCUGGUAUUCCUCCUUCCAGUGAUACAUCCACUUCUUCGAUAAUAGGAUCUUCUUCUAUUUCCUCUGGCACAAGUGAGACUCCCGCUGGAACUGGAACUCCCACCGUAUCGACCCCGUUGAUUCCUCCUGUUUCUUCUACUACUGCCGGGCCUUCAACCCCGGCGAUCACCACUCCUGUCAGGAUGACUACCUCGACGGUAUACUCCACCAGCUUGGUUACUAUCACUAGCUGUGCGCCUGAGGUUAUUAGCUGCCCGGCAGACUCGACUGUUGUAGUGACUUCGACUAUUGCUGUCUCGACUACUGUGUGCCCUGUCACUGAGACUACAGCUGCUGUCACCACGUCUCUGCCUAUAGGCCCAAGCCCCAGCGGUGUUCUUCCUGGAAGCUCAUUAGCUGGUGUUCCUCCUUCUAGUGAUACAUCCACUUCUUCGAUUAUAGGGUCUUCUUCUAUUUCCUCUAGCAUUGGUGAGACUCCCGCUGGAACUGGAACUCCCACCGCAUCGACCCCGUUGAUUCCUCCUGUUUCUUCUACUACUGCCGGGCCUUCAACCCCGGCGAUCACCACUCCUGUCAGGAUGACUACCUCGACGGUGUACUCCACCAGCUUAGUUACUAUCACUAGCUGUGCGCCUGAGGUUAUUAGCUGCCCGGCAGACUCGACUGUUGUAGUGACUUCGACUGUUGCUGUCUCGACUACUGUGUGCCCUGUCACUGAGACUACAGCUGCUGUCACCACAUCUCUGCCUGCAGGCCCAAGCCCAAGCGGUGUUCUUCCUGGAAGCUCAUCGGCUGGUGUUCCUCCUUCCAGUGGCACAUCGACAUCGUCAAUUUCGGGUUCUAUUUCCUCCACUACAAGUGAGACUCCCGCUGGAACUGGACCUGGAAAUCCCACCGCAUCGACUCCGGUGAUUCCUGUUUCCUCCACUACGGUCGGACCUUCGUCCACUACUGCCGGGCUUUCGACCCCGGCGAUCACCACUCCUGUCAGGAUGACUACCUCGACGGUGUACUCCACCAGCUUAGUUACUAUCACUAGUUGUGCUCCCGAGGUUGUUAGCUGCCCAGCAGACUCUACCGUUGUAGUGACUUCAACCGUCGCUGUCUCGACUACUGUGUGUCCCGUCACUGAGACUACAGCUGCUGCCACCACAUCUCUGCCUGCAAGCCCAAGCCCAAGCGGCGUCUUGCCCGUUAGCUCACCCGCUGGAUCAACUCCCCCUAGUGACACUACAGCUACUUCUACAACGACCGAGUCAGCUCCCCCUACUGGCACUUCAGCUGUUUCCACGUCGGUCGGAUCAACUCCCCCUACUGGCACUUCAGGUGCUUCCACUACGGUUGGUACCUCCUCGGCUCCUGGCGUGACCUCGUCACCUGCACCUUCAUCUCCUGCUGGAACUACUCCCGCUCCUGGUGAUGUCACUACCACUGUCGUUACUUACGAGACUGUGACCACUUGCCCGGUGACUAACACCAUCACCUCCGGUUCAUCUACUUUCGUGACUACCUCGAGCACCAUCUCAACUGUUACCAUGACUACUGUCUCUACGAUUUGCACUCGGUGCUCCGCUACCGCAACCUCCGCUGCUGGUCAGAGCACUGUUGCCCCGUCUGGUACCGGUACUCCCGUGACCUCGACCACUGUCAUCUCUACCACUGGGCCUUCUGGUACCCCCGACGCUUCGAGCCCGGCCCCAUCUGGUACCGAUACCCCCAUCGCUUCGACCACUGUCGUUUCUACCACUGGACCAUCUGGUACCCCCGACGCUUCGAGCUCGGCCCCAUCUGGGACUUCCGAGGGAGUAAGCCCUGUCUCUUCCUCAUCUGCAGAGGUCUCUAGUCCCAUCCCCAGUGGUCCAGCUGUCACUAGCUCGAUCCCCUCCAGCGUCGGCGCUGAGACCACACCUACGGUUCCCCAAGGGUCGACUGCCACGGUUAUAACUUAUGUAACUGAGACCACUUGUCCUGUGACUGCCACCAUAACUUCUGGUUCGUCGACUUUCGUUACGACAUCUAACACGGUGUCAACUGUUACCUUGACCUCGACCUCCAUCCCCUACCUUCCCAGCUCUGUCGCUGCCGGAAGCACUCCCGCUCCCUCUGAAACAGGCGUCACCGCCACCACUCCUCCUACGGGCCCUGUUAUCACCAGUAUCGUGCCAUCUAGCGUUGGUGUCACCUCUACACAAACUAUCCCCGAGGGUGCCACUACCACGGUUGUGACUUAUGUGACCGAGACUACCUGCCCCGUGACCAACACCGUCACUUCAGGUUCUUCCACCUUCGUCACCACAUCCAACACAGUUUCCACAGUGACCAUGACCUCCGUCUCAGUCAUCUGUACCAAGUGCUCUACUACUGUCACUACCGCCACUGCUGGCACCGAGACUCACUCUCAUUCUACAGCCAGCAACACCCCGGCAGUCCCCAGCGGUGUUUCCCCGGUAUCGAGCUCAGCUCCCCCAGCUCCCUCGGCUCCCUGCCCCAACACCGUGCCCCAGUGCAUCAACACCUGGCUCACUCUCGCCCCCAAGUGCACAUCAAACAGCGAUGCUUCAUGCUUCUGUCCCAACAGCGAAUUCACCAGCAAAGUCAUCUCCUGCAUCCAAGCCUGGGGCGCCUCCAAAGAAGAGAUCCAAUCUGCUCUCUCCUACUUCACAGGUAUCUGCGCAGCCUGGGUCCCCCAGAACCCGGGUAUCGUAACCGCCAUCCCCUCAACAAUCACCCUGGUUCCAACAGUCGCUCCUCCCGCACCAACAUCCAGCGUCGCUGGCGCCAGCAUCACCGCCAGCGCCGUCGUCCCCAUCACCUCCGCCCCCGCCCUCCCCUGCACAACAAUCACCUAUUCGACCUACACCGUCACCGUCCCGCAGGUCAGCUUUGUCACAAACACCGGAUCUAGCUCCGGCGCCGUCCCAACCGUCGGUCUGGUCCCGGCCGGUCCCAGCGGCGCCUCCCCAGCACAAACCGGCCAUGUUCCCGCCCGCGCAUCGGCGUCCUGGAUGACCUCGAGCGGGUACGCGUACGCCAGUGGACGCCCAUCACCAAGUGCAUCCCCGGUCUUCAACUCGGCCUCGAGUCUGUCGAUCGCAUCCAGUCUGGUGCUUACCUCUCUCGCUGCUUUCUUCAGCUUGAUCAUGUAA